Messenger RNA from Cavenderia fasciculata, 480 nucleotides. RefSeq lists its product as uncharacterized. The transcript is spliced from 2 exons. Gene Ontology annotation, molecular function: sterol binding. The record is from RefSeq and is a predicted model, not a curated record. Gene Ontology annotation, biological process: sterol transport. NCBI's taxonomy places the organism in Eukaryota, Evosea, Eumycetozoa, Acytosteliales, Cavenderiaceae. Bases 1 to 480 code for a protein of 159 amino acids.
AUGGAAAAGAAUACAAAAUUAAUUUUAAUAACAUUGUUUUGCUUGUUAUCAGUUUCAUCAGCUGAUAUAUGGUCAUAUUGUGAUGGAGUUGAUCCAAAGUCAUUGACCUUUACCAUCUCUGCUCUUACCCUUGCACCCAAUCCUCCAGUUAUUGGCCAAGAUGCUACCGUCAAAGUAACAGGAAAUCUAUUGCAACAAGUGACAGGUGGUGCAUCUACAUUUGUAGUACAACACUAUGUUCUUGGUCAUUGGAUCACACUCCCUGCAUUCACCAACUCUGUUUGUCAAUCAUACACCUGUCCAAUUCAACCAGGUUCAAUUACUCAUCAACUUUCCAUUCCAAUCCCUUCCUUUACACCACAUUAUAUUAAUAUUUCUUUUUAUUCCUUGUUACAGGGACUCUAUCGAGGUCAAUUAUUGAUUGUUGACCAAUCAAAUCGUAACAUAACAUGUUUAGAGUUCCAAACUAAUCUAAAUUAA